Molecule: messenger RNA, 738 nt
Organism: Aspergillus udagawae
Lineage: Eukaryota; Fungi; Ascomycota; Eurotiomycetes; Eurotiales; Aspergillaceae
Exons: 4
Coding region: 1-738 (245 amino acids)
Source: RefSeq, a predicted model, not a curated record
AUGGCUCCGUUUCGUAACUUCCUGAGCCGAAGGUCGGCGGCCCCCAAUGGUGGGGAGAUUGAGAACAUCCAUGAAGACAGCCGGGUGUCCACAGAGAGUCAUCACUCCAAUCCGUUGAGUAUCAGAAAAAGCUACGAAAAAGAACCCCCAGAAUAUAAAUUGAGUGUUGUCGACGAUAGUGGUGCUUAUCUGCCAUCCCAGGAUUCCACAACUAAGAAUUGUCAAUCGCAGCCCUCCCCCCCAGAGAAGCAGAGUUUCUGGAAGAAAUAUCCCGGUUCGAACCGACCGUCAACUCAUCGAAAUCUCGUUGACGAUAAUGAACCCUUCUCAAUAUCCCGCGAAUCAUUCGAUUCGUACCGGCGGUCAUUUGAUAUUUCCGCUCGCUCUCCAGUGAGCUACACCGACACAAUGCCUUCUCGAACUUCACUAGACUCACGAUUCUCCCGCAUUACGUCGCAGUCUACCUCGCACACGAACGGAUUCUCGAAACCCGAGGCUAUGGAAGAAGAGAAGUUUGAGGACGUGGGACUUGACGACGAAGAGGCUAAACCCAAAAAGAAAGGCAUCUUCUCUCGGCUUAGCGAUUUUUCUGGCGAGUCGCAGGCAUCCGGAAACACAAAACCUGCAUCGCAACAUCUUGGAUUUCACAUCCCAGGCAGGAAAAAGGGAUCCACCACUCUGGAAUCUGAGUUAGGUACGAUCAGGCCACCUGUCGGUACAGGAGCCGAGACCGCCUGA